UCUUCUUCCUCGCAUGCUUCAUAACUCAUCAUUGAGAAAAUGGAAUCCCCAAAAGACCGCAGCAAGUGCAAUCCCAGCGAGGAAAGUAGUAUUGCUGUUUCUUUUCAAUUAGACCCUUUGGUUUCCUCUAAUGGAAAUAACAAUCCAAGUGAAAACAACCCUCAAGAACAGCAAUGUGAGCCCAACACUAACAACGAAAACAACAAGAGCAGCAAAGCGUUGGCCAAGGGUUCCUCUCUGAUGCUUGCUAGUAUUAUCAAGGACUUCGAUUCUAAAGCUCAGGAUACUCUCAAAAGUCAGGACCACCUCAAUUGCAUCAUAGAUCGUCAUACCCGAGAGCUCGAUCAAUUGUUAGAUGAUGCGCUCUUGCCGUUCGUUAUGCAACAUGCUGCAAAGAUUUCAGGAGUUAGAAUGAGAGUUUCGUCAUUGAACUCUCUCUUAAAAUCUAUACAACGCCGUAUCGAUAAUAUUGAUCUGAUUCUAUCUGUGAGCUCCCCACAAGCUGCAAAAUAGCUAAUUUGCCAUGGCGAUGACAAGAGGGGAGUGGCCUUAAAGAAGGGCAAGUUCAGGGCAAAUGCUCAACGAAAGUUUACUCAUUAUUCACCUUCUAUUUGUUAUGUUAUCCUAUCGUUGUGGUCUUUGAAAGAUACUCUACUUCUAAAGGAUAGUGAUUACUAUCAAACUAGACAUCCCAUUGAAAAUAUUGCUAAACCUACAUUGUCUUUAACUCUUUCACAAACUGUUACUGUGAGCUUCUUAUAUUGCUUCAUGUGCUUCCUCAUUGAUUAUGGUUGAUAUUAUCUCGUUAACAGCUCUGCUGAAACUUCAUUGGUUUUGCAAGUUUGAAGUAAAAUUUGAUUUUCUUUCUCUUAUUUGCAGUAAAGGACGCGUGAUUUCAUCAUGAGCAGCAUCAACCCCUUGAAAAAAAAAAUUUCCCAAUUCAAACUUCUAUUAGUGCACCUUGCAUUUGCAGAGAAGGGGCGUGCUGAGCUAAUGGAAGCGCAUACCUGCUACAAACAAAACAUCAAGCAAUGGAGUCAACUUUUUGUCUUUUUUUUUUCUUUUUUAAUUGAUAAAG
This is a messenger RNA of Manihot esculenta (cassava), 1078 nucleotides long. RefSeq lists its product as uncharacterized. Lineage: Eukaryota; Viridiplantae; Streptophyta; Magnoliopsida; Malpighiales; Euphorbiaceae. Gene Ontology annotation, molecular function: SNARE binding. The transcript has 3 exons. Gene Ontology annotation, biological process: intracellular protein transport; lysosome localization; lysosome organization. The coding region runs from base 40 to 513 and encodes 157 amino acids. Gene Ontology annotation, cellular component: synaptic vesicle; BLOC-1 complex; BORC complex. The record is from RefSeq and is a predicted model, not a curated record.